AUGAUUGAACAAAAGACACUCCAUCCCUCACUCUCCAUCCCUUACACUCCAUCCCUUACUCUCCGUCCCUCCCACUCCGUCCCUCCCACUCCGUCCCUCACACUCCGUCCCUUACACUCCGUCCCUUACACUCCGUCCCUUACACUCCGUCCCUUACACUCCGUCCCUUCCUCUCCGUCCCUCCCACUCCGUCCCUCCCACUCCGUCCCUCCCACUCCGUCCCUCCCACUCCGUCCCUCCCACUCCGUCCCUUCCUCUCCGUCCCUCCCACUCCGUCCCUCCCACUCCGUCCCUUCCUCUCCGUCCCUCCCACUCCGUCCCUCCCACUCCGUCGCUUACUCUCCGUCCCUCCCACUCCGUCCCUCACACUCCGUCCCUCCCACUCCGUCCCUCACACUCCGUCCCUUACACUCCGUCCCUCCCACUCCGUCCCUCCCACUCCGUCCCUCCCACUCCGUCCCUCCCACUCCGUCCCUCCCACUCCGUCCCUCCCACUCCGUCCCUCCCACUCCGUCCCUCCCACCGUCCCUCCCACUCCGUCCCUCCCACUCCGUCCCUCCCACUCCGUCUCUUACUCUCCGUCCCUCCCACUCCGUCCCUCCCACUCCGUCCCUCCCACUCCGUCCCUCCCACCGUCCCUCCCACUCCGUCCCUCCCACUCCGUCCCUCCUCCCACUCCACUCCGUCCCUCCCACUCCGUCCCUUACUCUCCGUCCCUCCCACUCCGUCCCUCCCACUCCGUCCCUCCCACUCCGUCCCUCCCACUCCGUCCCUCCCACUCCGUCCCUCCCACUCCUCCAGGCUUUACAAUCUGCAUCAUCCAGAGAUGAGAAACGCAGAGUAAAAGAAGACUCCUGUUUGAUAGCCUAUGUGAUAUCUCCAAAAGAUCGUUGA
Ylistrum balloti is the source of this 894-nucleotide messenger RNA. RefSeq lists its product as uncharacterized. Bases 1 to 894 code for a protein of 297 amino acids. The record is from RefSeq and is a predicted model, not a curated record. Lineage: Eukaryota; Metazoa; Mollusca; Bivalvia; Pectinida; Pectinidae. The transcript has 4 exons.